CCCGCGUCCCCCGCCUAUAUAUAAUGCCCCCCCAGUCUCGCCGCCGCCACGAACCCGUCUCACCUCAGGGUCGUGAUUCUUGAUCGAGUUCAUCGACGAGGAGGAGGUAGAGGUAGCAUAGCAGCGGGCGACAUGGGCAAGGUGAGGUCAUUCUUCUCGCGGAAGGGGAAGGGGAGGGGGAGCAGCAGGGCGGAGCGGGAGGCGGCGGAGCUGCCGCGCAGGAACGAGCGGUGGUCGCCCAGGGCGUCCGACCUGGCGGCGCGCGAGGGCUUCUCCUCGUCCUCGGGGGUGGGCGGAGAGAUGGAGCGGGUGUUCAGGAAGUUCGACGCCAACGGCGACGGCCGGAUCUCGCGGGCCGAGCUGGCGUCGCUGUUCGGCAGCGUCGGCCACGCCGUCACCGACGAGGAGGUGGCCCGCAUGAUGGAGGAGGCCGACUCCGAUGGCGACGGCUACAUCAGCCUCGGGGAGUUCGCCGCCAUCAACGCCUCCCCCGCCGGCGGGGACGCCGCCGUCGAGGAGGACCUGCGCCACGCCUUCAGCGUCUUCGACGCCGACGGCAACGGCGUCAUCACCCCCGCCGAGCUCGCCGCCGUGCUGCGCGGCAUCGGGGAGGCCGCCACCGUCGCGCAGUGCCGCCGCAUGAUCGACGGCGUCGACCGCAACGGCGACGGCCUCAUCAACUUCGAGGAGUUCAAGCUCAUGAUGGCCGCCGGCGGCGGCGCCUCCUUCGGCAAGAUCGCUUCUUGAAUUCUCCGCCCUGGAUGAACCCACGCCUCACGUUCUUUUAUUCUUUCAAAUUGUAAAUACAUAAUCACGCGGAGGAUUGUUUACCGCGAAGUAAUUAGUUUCGAAACCACACAAAAACAUAUUUGUAAUCCGCCAUUGUAUGACCGGUUUUGUACAGACUACGCACUGGAAUCGUGAUAACGAUCCCCAGAUACAUCAAAUUUCAGUCAAAUUUGGCGACUUUAAUCUUCUCCGUGUCUGAAUUUUCUCAUUGUAAAUGGUUAAUUACCCAUCAAUUUGACGCAAUUUCACGUUCAAUUA
Oryza brachyantha (malo sina) is the source of this 1047-nucleotide messenger RNA. Its product is annotated as probable calcium-binding protein CML15. Bases 133 to 747 code for a protein of 204 amino acids. Gene Ontology annotation, molecular function: calcium ion binding. Lineage: Eukaryota; Viridiplantae; Streptophyta; Magnoliopsida; Poales; Poaceae. The record is from RefSeq and is a predicted model, not a curated record. The transcript has a single exon.